This is a messenger RNA of Notothenia coriiceps (black rockcod), 941 nucleotides long. Its product is annotated as myotubularin-related protein 6-like. The coding region runs from base 66 to 641 and encodes 191 amino acids. The record is from RefSeq and is a predicted model, not a curated record. The transcript is spliced from 3 exons. NCBI's taxonomy places the organism in Eukaryota, Metazoa, Chordata, Actinopteri, Perciformes, Nototheniidae.
UCUGACUAUAUCUUCUAUUUGUUUCCAGGCUGAGGGAACGGACCCACUCUCUGUGGGCGUUUCUAAUGAGCGAGAGGGAGAACUACUUGAAUCCGUUCUACAGCCCUGCAUACUCUAAAGCCCACCCUGUGCUGCAGCCCUCCACUCUGCCCUACCACUUCAAGUUCUGGAGGAACAUGUACCACCAGUUUGAUCGGUCUAUGCACCCCCGUCAGUCGAUCCUCAAAACCGUUCUGAAUCUGAGAGAGGAAGGCCGCAAGGCAGAGAGCGCACUGCAAGCGCUGGAGAAUCGGCUCCUUCAGCUCGGUGUGACCCCCGUUGUGACCUCUGACCCCCCUGCACCUCCUCCCACCAGAGAUCAACACUGCAACACCCUCCCGGCGCGGCCCGAUUCACUCAUCCUGGGGGCUCCCAUCAACCACAAAGAGGUGGAGCGACAGGAGGAGGAGUUCGAUCAGGAGGAGGUGGGCGAGGAGGCCACAGAGAGCACUGACACAGAGCGGUCAGUGGAGGGCAGCAGCGGCACCGACAGCAGGAAGCAGAGCUACGGAGAGCUGGAUGGGACAUACAGCAGCGAGUUGGCCAAAGAGGAGCCAGCUGCUGUGAGCCUGGAGUUUGGAGUGGCGCGUAUGACCUGCUGAGACCAAACUGGGGGGGAUUGUGGGAUGUCAAGUGACGGGAGCAACUGAGUGAGAGGGCUUAUUGAAAGCGUGUGCGUGGCGAGGGGAAAAGUCGUUCUGUAUUUCAUAACGCGCUGAUUAGGCAAUGGUCCUAAAUGGUCCAUUGGGAGUGAAUGAAGUUGUAUGUGUGUAUAGUCUAAAUCUCAAUGGAAAGCGUCAUGUCAUAUAUUGCACCUAUAGAAAAAAAGCUUGUUUUUUUAUGAAUGUUAAAAAGCACUAUAGAGAAUAAUGAAUAAGAGAAUAAAUUCAUCCCAAUAAAAU